GAGGAUCGAAAUUAAUAAUUCUAAUGUAAUCAUCAUUGAAGCUAUAAGGAAGAUGCGCUGGUCCAUCGUGCUAUCGGCAUUAUUGACGUUCCUGCCUUCAUCCAUCUGGGCAAAAUCCCACGAGCGUAAAUGGAUAAAAGAGGCUUCAGCCAAUUGUGAGCUUUUACGCAGCAACUCUCAAGGAAUUCAGUAUAUUCCGUCCAUCUGGGCCACUACGUCUCGAGGAAAAGAGAAACAAACAGAACAGAGAAGAAAAAUCAAAAGCCGAAUAUGAACAAGACGAACAGAAGGACCCUGGGAGAGAAGUUUCCAAGGGCAAUAUUCGAAUGGAAAAUCAACAACUGCAAGGACACUUUCGAUUCGAGCAAUAAUUCUCAUUGGAUACGCAUUUUGACCAGGCCAAAGCUAUAUCUAAAAAGUACAUCAGCGAGAAGGGCGCUGCCAUUCCGCGAGAUCGGCCUGUAGAGUGGAAUCUUACAUUUAAUCAAUCUUGGUUUUUAAUUUACAACUAUUGCGUGCAACAGGACUCAUCAGAAGGCCAAUGCAUGCGACAACGCGCCUAGGUCUCUACAGUCAACGCAAACCUACAAAGGAUAAUUACACAAUAGUCAUACCGCAGAAAAUAACAUCUACUGGUGAUUUUAUCAGCCACAAUGUGACCCAUCAUCACUUCGACGAUGCCAGAAAGUUACAUUAUCGAUUAGAGAUGCGUGAAAUUGUGUAUCACCUAGAGUUGAUAGCGCACAAUGAUUUUAUGUCCCCCGGAAUGGUGAUUGAGAGACGAAAACGUAGUAUUCAUGUACGUCAUCUAGCGCGCCAACACACAAGCAAAUGUCAUUAUCGUGGAUUCAUUCGGGGUCACGUCAAUUCUCUCGUUGCAGUGUCAGCGUGUAAUGGCCUGGCUGGUGUACUGCGUGGUGAUCACGGUGAAUUCUGGGUGGAGCCAGCCGACUAUGCAUAUCAAAAUGAUACUAGUGGUAAAGGUAGACAAGUUGGUGAAUAUUUAUACGAGAAGAAUGUGAGUCUGGGAUCUGGCAGACCUCACCUUGUUUUCCGGCGUUCGACAGCCGUGGAGAUCGGCGCCCGGCGGCGACGUCGCAGGAAAAAGAAGAAGAAGCACGAGAAAAACUGUGGAACACGCGAGCCUCGCAGGCUAGCAGAAACGAGACUCGAGUGGCAAAAUCAACCGGGCUUGGUACAAGUUCAGGGGCGUGGCCACAGAAAACACAAAUGGCACCGGUCUAAGAGAUCCAUCAGUAGACCAAGACAUGUCGAAGCCCUAGUGGUCGCUGACACAUCAAUGAUGGCUUUUCAUCAGGAUGGUGAUGUUGAGACAUACUUGCUUACAAUUAUGAAUAUGGUUUCAUCACUCUACCAUGAUCCGACAAUAGGAAACUUCAUCAAUGUCGUUGUUGUGAGAAUUAUUCUCAUGGAAGAGGAUGAAGUUGAGGUAGUUCAUACCUUCCAUGUUUUUUAUUUUGUUUAUCUAUUUGAUCGAGGCCUUUUUUUUCUUCUUCCCCAGCAAGGAUUGAAUAUUACAGUCAAUGCCGAUAAGACUUUAUACAAUUUUUGCAAAUGGCAAUUAAAACUCAAUCCUGGUGACGACUCCCAUCCCAAUCAUCAUGACGUCGCUAUUCUGGUGACUAGGGAGGACAUAUGCUCCCGGGCCAAUACUCCAUGCAGCACGCUGGGAGUCGCACACGUAGCUGGUAUGUGCCAACCAGAUCGCAGCUGCAGCGUCAACGAGGACAAUGGCAUAACCCUAGCUCACACGAUAACCCACGAAUUGGGUCACAACUUUGGUAUGUAUCACGAUACCGAAAAGAUCGGAUGUAGUAAGAGGGACGGCGACACCCUCCAUGUCAUGACGCCCACCUUCGAAGUGGAUACAGUCGGUGUUGCAUGGUCACGAUGUUCCCGCCGUGACAUCACUAAUUUUCUUGACCAAGGUAAAGGAGAGUGUCUAGAAGAUGAGCCUGCGGAUAAUGACUACGCUUAUCCAGAUCUGCCACCUGGAGCAAUGUAUAAUGCUGAACAUCAAUGUCGUCUUCAGUUUGGAGUUCGUGAAGCAUCCGUUUGCACGCCCCUCCAAGAAAUUUGUUCGAAACUUUGGUGCAUUGUUGACGGAUCCUGCACAACAAUGCUUCAUCCUGCUGCACCUGGGACCCAUUGUGGCAAACACAUGUGGUGUCAAAAUCAAAAAUGCGUGCCUAUUGUUGAUCGUCCGAGUCAGAUAGACGGUGGAUGGGGCGAGUGGGGAAAUUGGAGCACAUGCUCGAGGACUUGCGGCGCAGGGGUAUCGAUAAUGGAACGUAAAUGUGAUCAUCCCACACCAGAUAACGGGGGCAAAUUUUGUAUUGGUGAAAGACGGCGAUAUAAGAUCUGCAAUAUUCAAUCCUGUCCCGAUGGUUCUGCCAGUUUUAGAAGCCUACAGUGCAGUAAUUAUGACGGAGUGGCAUUCAAAGGAAAGAAUUAUACUUGGGUACCAUAUUUUGACCAAAAUGAACCCUGUGAGCUGUACUGCACGGACACAAACGAGAGUGUAAUAGUCCCAUGGGGGGAGUCAGCGCUAGAUGGUACACCGUGCAACGUUGGUACACGUGACAUGUGCAUCGCUGGAAUAUGCAGAAAAGUAGGCUGCGACUGGACUGUUGACUCAGACGCUACUGAGGACCGCUGUGGUAUCUGCCAUGGUGAUGGUACUCAGUGCGAAACAACGACGGGUAUUUAUGACAAAAAUGAGGGUCCUGGAUAUCGCGAGGUUGUCAUCAUACCAACUGGCUCGAGGAACAUUAGAAUUGAGGAGUUGGGCAAUAGCAAGCACUACAUUGGUAUUGGAUCUCGAAAUACCUCGAAAUAUUAUCUCAAUGGAAAACGGUGCGUGCCAUAUCCAGGACGGCACUAUGGGGUUAGUGUAAGGAAACGCCCAUGGGAAACUAAUGUUUCGGUUUCAUUGGACAGGCAGAUCACCUUAGCUGGAGAGUACGAUGUUGCUGGUACGCCUGCACUCUACGAGCGUGAUCGCGACAAAGAAAAGGUCAGAAUACCGGGGCCUAUCAAAGAGGACAUCAUUGUUUAUCUAAUUUAUCGAGGCCAUUUUCGUAACUUUGGCCUUCGUUAUGAAUAUACAGUGCCAAAAGAGGAGCCCGAUCAUGCACCAGAAUACACCUGGAUCCUAUCUGACUGGUCUCUGUGCUCUGCAACUUGUGGUGGAGGAACACAGACAUCACAUGCUCUCUGCCAUGAGAGAAAAAGCGGAGUAGUUGAAGAUAUAUUUUGCGAUGAGAGAAGAAAACCAGAAUUUGUACUACGGGAGUGCAAUAAAAACCCGUGUCCUGCCAGGUGGUGGGUUGGACCGUGGCAAAUGUGCCCAGUUAAAUGUGGGACAGAAGGUUUAAGAAAACGAUCAGUUAUGUGCGUAUCAUCAGGUAAGGGUCAGGAUCGAUCCGACUUAGCUCUGCCGGAUCGCGAAUGUGACAAGCAUGCUAAACCAGCAGAAAUUGAACCCUGUCCGGAUUUACCACCCUGUAGCCCAUUCGCUGAGCAUCCGCAUAUUAUUUAUGCCGAAGAUAAAAAUGCCGCGUUUUAUAAUAUUUCCAACGAUCAGAACAGCUUCAUCGCAGGCUAUAAUAAUUCAACUGAUGAGCCAGAAAUUUUGGAGUUUGAUAAUAUUGUUGAUGACAAUUCAGCUAAUUCCAUAUAUACGACAAAAGCUAAGUGGUUAGUGUCCAAGUGGAGUUCCUGUGUGCAUGGUAAGAGAACUAGAAAAGUCACUUGUUCAAUGCCUGGAGAGUGCCACUUCAAAAAUAAACCAACAGUUAAUGACGAGUGUCGAGGAGAAAAAUGGAUUACAGGCAAAUGGGGUCCGUGUAACGCCACCUGUUCCGUGAAAUCUGGUAUGAAGCAGCGAGAGGUAAUUUGCCGUGACAGAACGACAAAUAUGAUAUCCGAAAAUUGCAUACCUGAACGACGACCACUUUCUACCAGACGAUGUCAUUACAGGCGUCAGUGUGGAGAUGAAAAACUAGCUUGCACAGAUACUAUCAGUCCUGAAAGCAUAUGUGCAACCUAUAAAAGAAUGUGUGAAAUGUCAUCGAUAGUCCAAGAAAAAUGCUGCGGCACAUGUUUCAAGAAGAGAAGACACGCUCGCCAUAACCGUUGGCAAGAUUCUGAGAUUAGUUGAAGAGUGUUUUUCACUACGCGAUUGUAGUCAAUCGACAUGUAGUAUUGAAGGCCGCCCGACGGUGACAUUUUAAAAACCAUUACAGAUUUUUAAAAUUAUUUUAAAAAUAAUAAUAUAAAUAUUCUUUUCGGUA
This is a messenger RNA of Diachasmimorpha longicaudata, 4316 nucleotides long. Its product is annotated as A disintegrin and metalloproteinase with thrombospondin motifs 7-like. Bases 542 to 4183 code for a protein of 1213 amino acids. Gene Ontology annotation, molecular function: metalloendopeptidase activity. The transcript is spliced from 16 exons. Gene Ontology annotation, cellular component: extracellular matrix. The record is from RefSeq and is a predicted model, not a curated record. Gene Ontology annotation, biological process: extracellular matrix organization; proteolysis. NCBI's taxonomy places the organism in Eukaryota, Metazoa, Arthropoda, Insecta, Hymenoptera, Braconidae.